CUUGGCAAUUGACUUAUCAUUGGAAGCUGCUUCUAUGCUUCAACUUAUACAAGCAGAGGAGUUACCUAAUUACAUGGCACAGGGACCCAAACAUGCUCUGAAAGUGAUAGUUAGUAAUGAAAAUAACCAAUAAGAUAAGUAGAGGGGCUGUGAAAAUGCUCAGCUAAACUUAGCAUGGGAUGGGGACCAUAGUAUUGAAAGCAAUUAUAAAAAAAAAAUAAAAAAUAAAGCAGAUAUGAAGAAAUCUCAUAUUUGGUUUUGUUACUUUCUUGGGAGUUGUUGAAAGAGAUGGGGAGGACAGGGAAAUGGCUCAGGAGCUUGUUGACAGGGAAGAGAUCAGACAGAGAGAAAGAGAAGGAAAAGGAAAAAUGUGGCACCAACAUGUGUUUGUUGAAUGGCAUCACAAGCACAACAGAAACAGAAAAUCCAACCACACCAGUUUCAACAACAACAACCACCAAGGAGAAAAGAAGGUGGAGUUUCAGGAGAUCACCAGCUUCCAGGGAACUGAAUCUUGCAGAAUCUGGUGUCAUUGCUUCUUCAGUCACAGUGCAAAAUGCUGAGAAUGAUCAAAGGGAGCAUGAUCCUGAUUCCAAUGGGUUGUCAACAAGAUGUUCUGAAGAGGCUGCAGCUAUUAAAAUUCAAUCGGUGUUUCGGUCCUACUUGGCAAGAAAGGCACUGUAUGCUCUCAGAGGACUAGUGAAGUUGCAGGCAUUGGUGAGGGGUCACUUGGUGAGAAAACAGGCCAGGGAGACACUGAGAUGCAUUCAGGCUUUGGUCAUAGCACAAGCCAGGGCUCGUGCUCAGAGGGCGCGGAUGGUGUCAGAAGAUCAAAACCUAUCACCCUACAGAAUAACCACUGAGGAAAACUUCUUCAUGCUUAUGCAUAAUGAAAUGGACAGUGGUUUGGAAGAGAAUGCCAAGAUUGUGGAGAUGGCUGUUUGUGAAUCCAAAGGCAACUCAAGAGGAAGAAACAGCGCUGCGAAUCGCGAGCCUUCUGAUCAUAGAUUUUCUGCAUAUUACUCAUCAAACGGUUCAUACUCAAAGGAGGAAAAGUACAAUGCAUCAUCACCUGCACCAUCAACACUGACAGAAUUGAGUCCAAGAGCAUGCAAUGGUCAUUUUGAGGAGUGUUCAUUCAGCACAGCACAAAGCAGUCCCUAUUACUACUCAGAAGAAGUGUCAAGAGUGGAUAAUAAAAUUACAAAGGCUCCAUUUGCAUUCCCUAAACCAGCAUACACAGAACCCAUGUCCUAUGACUACCCUUUGUUUCCAAACUACAUGGCGAACACGGAAUCGUCGAGGGCCAAAGCCAGAUCACAGAGUGCACCAAAGUCAAGGCCAGAUUCGAACGAGAGGCAGCCAAGCCGAAGAAGAGCUUCAGUGGAAGGAAGAAAUGUCCCAAGGCCAGUGAGGAUGCAAAGGUCAUCUUCACAUGUUGGUUUCACUGCCCAAAACUACCAAUAUCCAUGCUCAAUAAAGCUUGACAGGUCCAUAGUCAGUGAGUGUGGCUCUACAAGUACAGUGAUCACAAACACAAACUCUAAUUACUUCACAUGAUCAUCACGAUGUCAGUACGGCUACUUACCAUUCUAUUCUCAUGUGACAUGUUCUCACCAUAAAAUUGAAUGAUAGUGCAACACAAAAAAUCAUGUAUAGUUCUCAUUGAAUAAAGGCCAAGUCAUGUAUGUCACUUAGUUUGGUAAUACUAUUUGAUCUGAUAAGUGAUAAGCUUUUAUUAUUGCUUGUUUUGGCUGCAGCCUCAUGGACUUCUCACUACAACAAAAAGGGUACAAAAAUUCAGAGUUUCUUCACUUUUUAGACUUCAAAACAUAUAACAAACUCUGUAUUUACAAAUUCAGAGUCCUAGCUUGCAAGGGAUUUUGAUUCAAGUCCAAAAUUAGAAGAGCUUCUUCUUGUAUUUGUUGUCUCAUGGAUUACACUAUGAGAAAGCAAUAUAACAGUUUUUGAAUGUGUA
Messenger RNA from Glycine soja, 1978 nucleotides. RefSeq names its product protein IQ-DOMAIN 14-like. The transcript has 3 exons. The coding region runs from base 289 to 1560 and encodes 423 amino acids. Gene Ontology annotation, molecular function: protein binding. NCBI's taxonomy places the organism in Eukaryota, Viridiplantae, Streptophyta, Magnoliopsida, Fabales, Fabaceae. The record is from RefSeq and is a predicted model, not a curated record.